UGCGUGGCGGAAGGCGCCAGAGCAUAAAGGGGGCGGGGCCUCCCCGAGGCCAGUGCGCGGCCGCAGAGUCUGAGCCGCCCGUCGCUCCGCCCCCUGGGAGAGUCGGCGCCACCAUGGAGGAGUAUCACCGCCACUGCGACGAGGUUGGCUUCAAUGCUGAUGAAGCCCACAAUAUUGUCAAAGAGUGUGUAGAUGGAGUGUUAGGAGGUGAGGACUAUAAUCAGAACAACAUCAAUCAGUGGACUGCAAGCAUAGUAGAACAAUCCUUAACACACUUGGUUAAGUUGGGAAAAGCUUAUAAAUACAUUGUGACCUGUGCAGUGGUCCAGAGGAGUGCAUAUGGCUUUCAUACCGCCAGUUCAUGCUUUUGGGAUACUACUUCUGAUGGAACCUGUACUGUAAGAUGGGAGAAUCGAACCAUGAACUGCAUUGUCAACGUUUUUGCCAUUGCAAUUGUCCUGUAACUGACUAACAAUGUUGGGUUAAAAAACCAUUAACUUAAGAAUUUGUCAGUGUAUCCUUUCUGAAAUGCAUAAUAGUUACUUACAAAUAUGCUAGGUGACAAGUGUGCAAUAAGCUUCAGCUAUCAACAAAAACUGAAUAUUAUAAGCAAGCAAUCUCAUAGUAUGUUGGCAGAUUAUAUUGUAUUCUAUACAGUAUCAUUUAGAUAGGGAAAAUUGAAUGUUGGUGAAAACUAAUGUUCAAAAACUAAAUGCAGAACUAUGGCAUGACUUGAACAUCUAAUCUUAUAUUUAUACCAGCUUUUCACUAACAUCACUAUGUACUUAAGGAGAUGGAAGAAUCCAUUCAGAUAAUGAAAUUUCCUUUCAUUUAGAGAACUUAACAGGGAUAACUGUAUGAACAAAAAAGCUACAGAGAUAAAUGUGGAGAAAAUAAUAUCAAUUUAUUAAUACGUCUUUUUUAUUUCUUCCCCUUAGUCAUAUAUAAUAUUUAGUGAGAAGCAAUUUUACUUUUAUUUCUAUAAAUUAAUAUUACAGUACUAACUAUAAUUAACCUGUUUACUUUUUCUGAGAAUUGAUAAAUCAACUUUUUUUAUUAUUUCAAAUUAGGACAAAUUAAAUCUGAUGACUCAAAUUUCCUAGUUAAGCAAAAUUAGUUACCAGUAUGAUGAACAGUAUAUGACUCAAACAGCUGCCUUAUAAUUCAUUCAUUGAAUGCAAAACAAAAAUAUGCUGAAUUCCUAUUAUGAGCCUGUUUCUCUGGUAGGCAUUACAAUUAUCAAGUGGUAUUCAAAUGCUAACUCCUUUUGGCAACUAUUAUGUUGGAAAACUAUCAUCUAUGUUUGGGGAAAAUAAAAGUUGUUUUACAGGUGAGGUAAAUAGUGAAUCUGGUUAUCCAUGUAGAAGUAAGCAAAAUGAAAGGCACUUAUUGGUGACAAAAUUAUAGAAGUAAUUUUAAGAGUUGCUUAUAGCGAGUUAAAAUGCUUAAAUUAUGCAACUCUUAGUUAAAGGCCUUAUUCGUAGUCUUAAAUAUACAAGUAGUAAAUUUUUUUGCUUUAAUUGCAAUCAUCUGUAAAUCUAAAUAUAUAUAUGGGGUUCAACUGAGUGAAGUAUAAGUUGUAAGUAUACAAUCAUUAGCAGGUUAUCUAAUAUCUCAGGGCUUAUGGAAUGUAGUUAAAUUUCUUAAUAAAAUGAAAAAUUAGGGUACACAGCUGACCACCAAAUGUGAAGUCAAUCUGCUGUUUAACCUUGAAAACAAUCAAUUUUGCAUAUUAUCACUGAUACAAACACAUAUACAGAAUGGAACCAUGAUUCAUUGAAUUUGGGAGAAAGAAGGAAAGCGUAAGAUUAGCAUUGACAGUAUUAAGGUAGUAUUCUUUUAGGAAUACGAUGUGCAAGUUUGAUAUUUUGCUGAAUAACAAUAAUUGUUCAGUGAAGAAUCAGAAAAUUAAAGAAUGGGUUUAAUGCAGUGAUCUAUGUUCUUUAAAAAAAAAAGCUCAUGAAAAAUUUUCAGUCAUGACCCUCAUGUUACUUAAUGUUGCUGACUGUUGUGCCCUUGAAAAUUAUAAUAGUGACCAAAAUAUCUGUGCAGUUAAGGCUUGUUUUUGAUUAUUGUUGUUGAAGCCUAAUUUUUUUUUUUAAAAAAGCAUAAUGAAAUCAUACUUCGUGGACUUGAUACCUGCUCUGUUACUAGUGAAAAUAUAAUAAAGAUUAUCUUCCUGUGCUGUA
This is a messenger RNA of Oryctolagus cuniculus (rabbit), 2189 nucleotides long. RefSeq names its product dynein light chain Tctex-type 3 (gene DYNLT3). Lineage: Eukaryota; Metazoa; Chordata; Mammalia; Lagomorpha; Leporidae. Gene Ontology annotation, biological process: microtubule-based movement. The record is from RefSeq and is a predicted model, not a curated record. Gene Ontology annotation, cellular component: cytoplasmic dynein complex; cytoplasm. Gene Ontology annotation, molecular function: dynein intermediate chain binding.